Molecule: messenger RNA, 1023 nt
Organism: Colletotrichum phormii
Lineage: Eukaryota; Fungi; Ascomycota; Sordariomycetes; Glomerellales; Glomerellaceae
Product: threonine aldolase
Exons: 1
Coding region: 1-1023 (340 amino acids)
Biological process (GO): amino acid metabolic process
Molecular function (GO): lyase activity
Source: RefSeq, a predicted model, not a curated record
AUGGCAUUCUACAGUUUCCGAGACGACUACAGUGAUGGGGCGCAUCCGGAAAUCUUAGCAGCACUUACAAAUGGCAAUACAAGCAUCCAAACAUCGUACGGCGAAGAUGAUCACACAGAGAACGCACGAAACCUCAUCAAGGAGAAGAUGAAGGCACCCGACGCCGAUGUGCACUUUGUUGUGAGCGGGACACUAGCCAACAUCGUGGCUAUCGGCAGCUGCUUGCGACCCCACGAAGCCGUCAUCGCAGUCAGCUCUGGGCACAUUGUCGUCCGCGAAACCGGUGCCAUCGAGGCAUUGGGCCACAAGAUCAUCACUGUGCCGCCAGUCGAAGGCAAAUUGACAGUAGCCGGGAUCAAGCAGGCACUGAGAGACAACUCGCACUACCCGCACAUGGCGAAGCCCCGUCUCGUGUAUAUCUCCAAUGCCACGGAAGUCGGCACGCUGUACACCAAGGCAGAGCUGAGUGAGAUCGCCGAAAUCUGCAAGCAGCACAAGCUCAUCUUGUACCUCGACGGUGCACGUCUGGGCGCAGCGCUCUCUGCGGAGGAGAAUGAUCUGACGCUCGAGGAAAUUGGCCGCCUGACGGAUAUUUUCUGGAUUGGCGGUACCAAAGUUGGCGCACUUUUAGGCGAGGCCAUCGUCAUCAACAAUCCCGUGUUGCAGGAAGAUUUCAGAUUUCAUCUCAAGCAGCGAGGUGGUCUUUUGGCAAAGGGACGAGUAUUGGGACUCCAGUUUGAAGCUCUCUUCGGUUCAAACCUCUUCUUCGAGCUCGCUUCCAAUGCCAACAUCACGGCAAAGGCCCUCUCGACUGGCAUAGAACGAGCUGGCUAUGCGCUGGCACACAAAACCAUCACCAAUCAAGUCUUUGCAAUUUUUUCAGACGAGGUCAUCGCGAAGCUUGAGAGCGCGUCUUCUUUCUAUGUUUGGGAAAAGCUGGGUAACGGUACUUCGGUAAUACGGCUCGUCACAUCGUGGGCAACACAGUCGCAAGAUGUUGAGGGCUUUCUUGCCAUGCUGUAG